Sceloporus undulatus (fence lizard) is the source of this 1547-nucleotide messenger RNA. It is a transcript of the gene COMMD4, whose product is annotated as COMM domain containing 4. Lineage: Eukaryota; Metazoa; Chordata; Lepidosauria; Squamata; Phrynosomatidae. The record is from RefSeq and is a predicted model, not a curated record. The coding region runs from base 147 to 746 and encodes 199 amino acids. The transcript is spliced from 8 exons.
CUCCAGCAAUGAAAGGGUUAACUGUCAGCUGACUGCCUUUCAGAGGUCAGCUGAUCCGUGGAAGCCCUUCAGUGAUUGGCUAAAGGAAAGCAAUCAGCUGGUUCAAUUUUCCAGGACAAAGAGUGCUGCAGUCAGACCAGGAAACCAUGAGGUUCCGGUUCUGUGGCGACUUGGACUGUCCUGACUGGGUCUUGGCAGAAAUUAGCACCUUGGCCAAAAUUUCCUCAGUGAAACUGAAGCUGAUCUGUGCCCAGGUGCUGAAGGAUCUGCUUGGAGAUGGGAUUGAUUAUGAGAAGAUCCUAAAGCUGACAUCUGAUGCCAAAUUUGAGUCAGGGGAUGUGAAGGCUACUGUCGCGGUCCUUAGCUUCAUUCUCUCCAGUGCCGCCAAACACAAUGUUGACUCUGAGUCUCUCUCAAGUGAGCUGCAACAAUUGGGUUUACCCAAAGAACAUGCCACAGGAUUGUGCCGAUCCUAUGAAGAAAAACAGACUCCCCUUCAGGACAGUCUUCGGAGAGGCAGCCUCAGGUUGAACUGUCUGGAUUCAGUGUCUUGGAGGGUGGAUUAUACUCUUAGCUCCAGCGAACUCCAGCGAGUCAAUGAACCUAUAGUUCACCUCAAGCUAAACGUGAAAAACACAGACAGAGGUGUCCUGGAACCUGUUGCGAUGACGGUAUCGGCAGAGAAGUUCCGAGUCUUGCUCGCAGAGCUAAAACAGGCCCAAGCCAUCAUGAAAACAUUAGACUGAAGAGCCUUCAGGAUGGAAGAACCUGAUGUGUGGAAUAUGUCUUUUAUUUUCCCCAAACAUCUCCAAUGGACAAGUCAUUUCACAAGGAGCAGGAGACACUUUUUCCAUUUGCUGUUGGGAAGGAGACCAUGAUCAAAAUCCAUUCCUCUUUUCCACCUCACUAUUUGUGCUCAAGACUAAAUAGCGUUCCUUCUGUUGGUUGAGUAUUCAGUCCUUCUUGAAGCACUGUACAGAAUGAGGCGAUGGAACUGACUGCACCUUAAUAGUGCAAAUAACGGAGUCCAAUUUUUAAAUAUAUUGUAUAUAUUUCCAUGCAGAAGAACAUUCCAGCACUGAGAAAACUAGCACAGGAUAAAAGAAAAAAACAUAUUUUCUCUUGCUAUAAUAAUCUCCCUUCCUCUCACAAUUGACAGAAAAGCCUAAAGUAGGGUGCAUCUACACUGCAGGAAUAAUGCAGUUUGGCACCACUUUAACUGCCAUGUCUCAAUUCUGUGGAAUUCUGGGAUUUGUAGUUUGAUUUACUAGCAUGCUUUGGGAGAGAAGGCUAAAGACCUUGUAAAACUACAAACCCCAGGAUUCCAUAGGAUGAGGCAAUGGCAGUUAAAGCAGUGUCAAAUGGCAUUAUUUUUGUGGUAUAGAUGCAGCCAUUGUCGCCUUUCUUUGCACAUUGCAGAGAAGACAAUGCCGGAGGUAUACUUUUGGAUCUUUGUCCAUUUGCAGCUUGCUUUCCAAAAUGUUGACUCUGCUUCUGUAUACUAUUUCUGUACUUUGCCAGAAGAGAAUAAAUUAAAUCACCCAGUA